AUGGAGAGCAAAACGGAGGGAAGGUUGGAGACCCUUGAAAUUACGGUAGAAGGGAUUAAGGCGGAAACCGCUGCGAUACGACGGGACAUGCAGCAGAUGAUGCGGCUCAUGGGAGGAGGAGCGAACAGUCAAGAUGGAAGGUCUGCCGGAAGGAGUAAUUCAGUGAACGAUAAUCAAGAGAGACGUGAUCAAGGUAGCUUCCAACAGAAUUGGCGGAAACGGGUGGACCUACCGGCGUUUGAGGGAACGGAGCCACACAGUUGGAUUAAUCGGGUAGAAUGGUUCUUCGACAUCCAGAAGGUAGCGGAGGAGGACAAGGUGGAACUUGCCUACAUUAGCAUGGAAGGUAGUGCGAGUUAUUGGUUUAAGGUCUGGAAAGAUAAGGCAACAGAUCGUUCGUGGACUGGGUUGAAGUUGGCUUUGUUGAAUCGGUUUGGAGGAGGUUUCAGAGGAACCGUGUUCGAACAGAUGGCGACGCUACGGCAGGAGGGGACAGUGGAGGAAUACGUCAGAAAUUUCGAAAUCUUGCUGGGCCAAACCCAGGGAUUGGCGGAAGAGUUAGUAUUGGGGUUUUUCCUCGCGGGGUUACGAGAGGACGUUAAGGGACAUGUUCGUAUCCAAGAUCCCCAAGAAUUCAUGGUGGCGGUGAGAAUUGCGCGGGACGUAGAGGAUGCAAUGUUCAAAGCGCAGGGAGGGGGGAGGGGCAACAAGAGUAGUGGAGACAAUUUUCAUGCUGCUCCAAACAUUGAUCACUCGCAGGAAUUUGUGAGAAAGGAUCUUAAAGAAUGGUUAUUGUGGUUGAGGAGAGAAAUCGGGUAUGAUGGGUGGAGGCUUGACUUUGUCAGAGGAUUUUGGGGUGGUUAUGUAAAGGACUACCUGGAAGCAAGUGAGCCAUACUUUGCUGUAGGAGAGUAUUGGGAUUCUCUUAGUUAUACAUAUGGUGAAAUGGAUCAUAAUCAAGAUGCACAUAGGCAAAGGAUCGUUGACUGGAUCAAUGCUACUGGUGGUACUGCUGGCGCAUUUGAUGUUACAACAAAAGGAAUUCUUCACUCUGCUUUGGAAAGAUGUGAAUACUGGCGCUUGUCAGAUCAGAAGGGGAAGCCCCCUGGUGUUCUUGGAUGGUGGCCAUCUCGUGCUGUUACUUUUAUAGAAAAUCAUGAUACUGGUUCUACCCAGGGUCAUUGGAGAUUUCCCAGUGGAAAAGAAAUGCAAGGAUAUGCUUACACUCUUACUCACCCAGGAACUCCAUCAGUAUUCUAUGACCAUCUUUUUUCUCAAUAUAAAACUGAAAUAUCAACACUUCUCUCUAUCAGAAAGCGGAACAAGAUCCACUGCAGGAGUACAGUUAAAAUUUGCAAGGCAGAAAGGGAUGUUUAUGCAGCUUUGAUAGAUGAAAAAGUUGCUAUGAAGAUUGGACCUGGUCAAUUUGAACCACCCAGUGGAUCCCAAAAAUGGUCCUCAGCUUUGGAGGGAAGGGACUAUAAGAUUUGGGAGGCAUCGUAAUAUCACUCUUUUUAUCUUUCAAGUGUAUGUUCCUUUGGAAAAUCAUCAUCACCACUUUGUACAUGUUUCUUAGGAGGCAAGUAUAAAGACAGAAGAAUAGAUGAUGGUGUGACAAGCCAUAAUUGCUGUAUAGAAGCAAUAUUAUAUAGAAAAGAUUGCAGAGGGUUCAUUUCAGUCCACUGCUGACUCUUCUGGAAUCAGAAAGCCUUAAUAUUAUACAUUACUUUGUUUAUACACAAUGUACAAUAUUUAGAUAUUUACUAUUGACAAUAAUGUAUGCAACUGCCAUAUAUGGUACAUAAUUCUUUGAGCAGCUUCCUGAAUCAAGAUGGCAAUGUAUUGGACAAAAAGGAAAGGGAAUGUUUAUAUGAAUGAAUAAGUUGAUAAUUUCAUGAUA
This is a messenger RNA of Vigna umbellata (rice bean), 1900 nucleotides long. NCBI's taxonomy places the organism in Eukaryota, Viridiplantae, Streptophyta, Magnoliopsida, Fabales, Fabaceae. The record is from RefSeq and is a predicted model, not a curated record.